GUUUAAGAAAGGGGUUGUUGGUAUUUGGGUGAAGAACUACGAAGGAAUUGAAAGGGCCCAUUGAGGUUGGUGAAGUUUGAGAAUUGUGCCACACAACUCCAUCACUCACUCCCCAAUUCCAGCUAUAAAUCUCCUCCAUUUCUCACCUUCAGAUCUGAAUCUCAUUCUCUUAUUUCUCUAAUUUCUCUAAUUUCUCCGGGUUCUCUUCCACUUUCCUUUCAUCAAUGGCCUACGAUGGUAUACUUUUGGGGAUGGGCAAUCCUCUUCUUGACAUUUCUGCCGUGGUGGAUGAUGAUUUCUUGAAUAAAUACGACAUCAAGCCCAACAAUGCUAUCCUCGCGGAGGAGAAACAUCUUCCAAUGUAUGAAGAGUUGGCAAAAAAUCCUAAUGUUGAAUACAUUGCAGGAGGUGCUACACAAAACUCAAUCAAAGUGGCACAGUGGAUGCUUCAACAUCCUGGUGCAACGAGCUAUAUGGGUUGCAUUGGAAAAGACAAGUUUGGUGAGGAGAUGAAGAAAAACUCAAAAAGUGCUGGUGUCAAUGUUCAAUAUUAUGAGGUUGACUCUACACCAACAGGAACCUGUGCUGUUUGUGUGGUGGGUGGUGAAAGGUCACUAGUUGCCAAUUUGUCAGCUGCAAAUUGCUACAAGUCAGAACAUUUGAAAAAACCUGAAAAUUGGGCAUUAGUUGAGAAGGCCAAGUAUUUCUACAUUGCUGGAUUUUUUCUCACUGUAUCACCAGACUCCGUAUUGCUUGUAGCUGAGCACGCAGCUGCAAACAAAAAGUAUUUCUCGAUGAACCUGUCUGCUCCAUUUAUCUGUGAGUUUUUCAAGGAUGCACUCGAGAAAGUUUUGCCAUACAUGGACUUCAUUUUUGGUAACGAAACUGAAGCAAGGACGUUCUCUAAAGUUCAAGGCUGGGAGACUAAGAAUGUUGAGGAGAUAGCACUAAAGAUUGCUGCGUGGCCUAAAGCAUCAGGAACACACAAAAGGAUUGCUGUUAUUACUCAAGGUCCAGAUCCAGUUGUAGUUGCUGAGGAUGGAAAAGUGAAGAAGUUUCCAGUUAUUUUGCUGCCUAAAGAGAAACUUGUUGACACAAAUGGAGCAGGAGAUGCGUUUGUCGGAGGCUUUUUAUCUCAGUUGGUUCAAGAAAAACCGAUCGAAGACUGCGUUAGAGCUGGCUCUUAUGCAUCAAAUGUCAUAAUCCAAAGGUCUGGGUGCACAUUCCCUGAGAAGCCCGACUUUAAUUGAGCAUUUUUCUCUUGCGAGACCUUUCGCCCUCCUCUAGCUUUCUACCCAUUGCUCUUAUUUUAUGUUCUCUUCUCGCCUCUGUUUCGUGUACCACAGCUCAUGCAGAUGUUGCCUAUUUUUGCACAUCCAUGGCCGUUUACCAUAUCCCUGUUAUUUCCUCUUGUCAUAAAGAAUGAGAUAUUUUUUAUAUAAUAGAGUACUUUACGAUUA
Molecule: messenger RNA, 1460 nt
Organism: Cucumis melo (muskmelon)
Lineage: Eukaryota; Viridiplantae; Streptophyta; Magnoliopsida; Cucurbitales; Cucurbitaceae
Product: adenosine kinase 2-like
Exons: 12
Coding region: 225-1250 (341 amino acids)
Biological process (GO): purine ribonucleoside salvage
Cellular component (GO): cytosol; nucleus
Molecular function (GO): adenosine kinase activity
Source: RefSeq, a predicted model, not a curated record